Molecule: messenger RNA, 333 nt
Organism: Linum tenue
Lineage: Eukaryota; Viridiplantae; Streptophyta; Magnoliopsida; Malpighiales; Linaceae
Source: the annotation of a GenBank genome assembly
AUGUACAGGGGUGACCAAGGUUUUUGCAGCAGGCAGUGCAGGGACAAGCAGGUGAAGCUGGACGAGAUCAAGGAGGCCGAGGAAUCCAAUCUCAUAUUCCACCUCAGCAACUCUUACAAUUCCAGCCGCCGACGGAGGCAGCUCAAGGCAGCGCCCCUGCUCCAGAUCUGCAGCAGCGACGGUAAUAUUAGUGCUAAAACUAAUACUAUGAGCAGCAGCGACAUUCCACGGCGUCGGCCUGUACCAGUACAGUACUACUAUAACCGUCCCCUCCCUCUUCCUCCCCACCAACGCCUUGGAUACAUGAACCGCCGACGCCAGCUAGCUCGCUAA